Malaya genurostris is the source of this 13699-nucleotide messenger RNA. RefSeq lists its product as uncharacterized. NCBI's taxonomy places the organism in Eukaryota, Metazoa, Arthropoda, Insecta, Diptera, Culicidae. Gene Ontology annotation, molecular function: metal ion binding; protein binding. The transcript is spliced from 7 exons. The coding region runs from base 1328 to 4345 and encodes 1005 amino acids. The record is from RefSeq and is a predicted model, not a curated record.
UGAACAGUUCGGUUGAUUGCGCUGUAGUGGUCCGGUUUUUGUUCGACGCUCGCGCGUGCUCCUCCUCCGAGGUUCCCUACGGUUUUACCGCCAGAGAUAUUAGUAGCUAUUGUUACACAGUUUGUGGAAGCGGAGCUGCUGAGUGCGUGAAACACAGAGUAAGCAGUAGGCAUCCCGAACCUUCGGUGUCUGUUGUUAUUUAACAGGAAUUUGAUUUUGAAAUUUUGUGCAUCAAGAAAGAGUCAAGCGCACGCGGCACGGAACGGGAAUUCACUCAGCGGUAGCGGUAGUAGUUAUUUUUCGUGGAUGAAAAAAGCUAGUAAAUUGCGAGACAGUGAGUAAUUACGUGGGUUUUGUGGCGACAGUAAAGCAACAAAAAGGAUCAACGCUGCUGGUCGGUGGUGCGGUGUUGUCGAAGAACAUAGCUGAUGAUAUAAUCAAUCCGAGAAAGAAGAGUUGCUGGUUGAUGAUUUGGAAAGGAGCUAGGAUAUAACGAACAGCACCAACGGCAACGACGACACGCAAUUUGCUGCUUCCAGCAGGCGAAUCCAAAGCCAAGUUAUCGCUAUUAUUACUACUACUACUAUAGCCAGUAGUAUCGAAGGCGUGUAGCACCCAGCAGCAGAAUAGCGGCCCCUUGGGAAAGUCCUGUCGCUCACGACGCGCGAAGAGAGUUCCAGCAGGGUAAUAAUUGAAUUUCCAAGUGUGUAAAAUCAAGUGCAGAAAGCAUUUUCCUCUGGGCAAGGCAGCGUAGUGCAAGUGCAGAGCAAGACGUGAGCGUGCGUGUGUAUGUGUAUGUUUUGUAGUUUUGAAGCGGAAUUAAAUUAGAAAUAUUUCACUGAAGAAGAAAAAGAAGAAGAAGAAGAAAAAGAAGGUGAGGUGGAAGUAUUCUAGCGGCAGCUCCUGAUAGCAGUAACCGUGCUCUGUGCGUUAGUCCCGGCUUAAUUCGAAUGCACGCUCAAGAUUACGACGAGGUUGAUGAAGAUGAAAUUGAUGCUGUAAAGUGGUUCAAGUGAAAAUUAGCCUUACCCUCAAUCCGACCCCGCCAUUCCCCUUAGCUCUUAGCUCCCUCCGUAGGUCCGUAGUGUUUGCCAGUGAAAUUAUGCAAUUGGUGCAAGUGAGCGAAUAAAUCUGGUCUGACACGUGUCCGAUGCGUCGAGAUUCUUCGUUUCGUAACAUUGAGUUGGACGGCAAACGCAGAAGGCGUAGAAGAAAAUCGUGUUGAGAAUCCGAGCGCCGGCCAAAAAUAAAAUUCGCUCCGUCAGGUGUGAGGGGGAUACAUUAAUUGCCGACAGUUAGCGGUAAGAAUUAUUUUAACUACGGUGAGAUGGCAGCAAUGUCGUCGUCGUCGGAUUUGGAAAAGGAUGCAUUUAUUGGUGUUUACGAGCUUGCAAGCGGUGCGAUUGACGAGACGCUGACGGAUAAUUGUCGCUUCUUGGAGCACAUUCGCUCGAUAUACUACGGUUACGGUGAUUCGUUGGCCAAGGUUGGUCGUCUGAAUAACGCCUUGGAUGUGUAUGCCCUCAUCAGUGGGUCGCUGGAGUCCGGGCUGAUUCCGCUGGACAGAAUGAAGUGUCUGACGAACUCACUCGUCGCGAGUAUCGUCGCCAAACGGAGUAGCGAGUUGGGGUAUGGCUUCAGCAGAACCGGCAGCGACGAUUCGGUUGAUGCACUGUGCUGUCCUAUCUGUGAUGAUGUCCUGCGUUAUCCGAUAACGGCCAUCUGUGGGCAUACUUUCUGUAGGCAGUGCUGCUUCGGCCAUACGCAAUGUACGGUGUGCAAUCAGUUGUUUCCGACGAUCUCCGGUUCCAUUGUGGUGAGUCCCAGCUCGAGGCGUAGCACGUCAACGCUGACGAUGGGAUCGUUGGCUCCGUCGACCGCUACGUCAUCAUCGGUCAUGCUGACGGACCAUGAAAAACUGACUGCUGUAGUGGCGUCUGAUGGCGCAGAAGAAGGUGCACUUGGUGGCAGUAGUAGUGAUGUGAGUGAUACCGGUAGUAGUGACAGUAGCAACAGCAGUUGUAUCGUUGGUUUCGAGCAGGAUAUAUUGAUCCGACGGCUGGUCGAACGCUGGUGGGGACCACGAUUGAAGGCUGCCGAGUUCAACGACGAAGCCCAGCGGUAUCUGGAAAGCAACGCACUGGAUGAUGCCCUGCGCUGUUGCAACCAGAGUCUUGAACAAGCACCCACCAGCUACAAAGGUCUCCUGCUGCGGUCCGAAGUCCUGUACCGGUUGCAGCACUACCAGAGCGCACUGGCCGAUGCCGACAACGCCCUGAAAAGCCGUCCCACAUCGCACAAGGCAUACUACUACCGAGCUCUGUCGUUAUCGGCGAUGGAUAAACCGGAACAGGCCAUUCUGUCCCACUGCAUUUCCAUCUUCCUGGAUAAGCAGUCGAUGUGUGUGGCCAGCGGAAUAAUGCACGAACUAGCGAAGGACCUACAAAAAUUACUUGCCUCAUCCCGUUCGGAGUCGGAACUGCCCUCGGACAUGAUGAACCCGCUGACGCUGAUCUUUGACAAAUCUCACUCGCCGAUGAAUUCCCGCAAGAGACGACACCACCGGACCCCGUCCGCCUACCGUCACAAGGUGAAAAAGCAUUAUCUCAGUCUGCGGACCAGCGACUUCGACGAGACGCACUCCGAUUGCACCGAUGAGGAUUACUUCCGGGCUAGUUUUUUCGAUGAAAUGGAUGACUUUUAUCAGCAAACCAUGAAACCUUCCCAUCACCAUCGGCGGAAAUUACUGACGGCGUACGAUCUGAACAUUUUUAACCCGCGCAUGGAUGAGCCGCUUGUGCUCGGUCGGAACUUUUACCUGCAGAAAGGUCCGCGAGUACAGCAGCAAACGCAGCCACCAGCAAUAAUCAUUCCAGGUCCGAACUCAAAACUACGGUCGUUUGUUGAUCAAAUGGCCCAGAAGCUGGAAUCAAUCCGUUGGGCCGAAGGAAACCCGGUACGGUUACACGUCAAUCCGCAGAACGUGGAAGUGUCUGACUUUGAUUGUGUCCUCUGCUGUCGAACUUUGUGGAGGCCCGUGGUGACCCCUUGUGGUCAUACCUACUGUUGGGUCUGCCUCGAUCGUUGCAUGGAUUAUUCCUCUUCGUGUCCGCUCUGCAUGGCACCGCUGGUAGAGCAGUUCCGACACCAUUUGGCCAGCAGUGCCGGUCAGUUCGCCCUGCUCACCGCCAAUCCUACUUUGAUCUCAUUGUCUAAGCGUAAGGUAACUCAGUUCGUCGAGCUCGCCAUGCAACGGUUCAUUCCGGAUGCGUACGAGAAACGUCAACGACAAGAGCUGGACCGGGAACCGACGGUUCCGGUGUUUAUUUGCACAACUGCAUUUCCUUCGGUGCCAUGUCCGCUGUUUGUGUACGAACCCCGCUACCGAUUGAUGGUACGGCGGGCGAUCGAAAGUGGCGAGCGGCAGUUCGGAAUUGCCCUUCCACAGCAAAGCGGCCGGCAGCGGUACGUCGAGUACGGCACGAUGCUGGACAUCCGGGACUGCGUACAGCUGGGAGAUGGUUGCUCGAUUUUGUCGACCGUCGGUGCCCGCCGGUUUCGGGUGGUGGCUCGACACGAAAAGGACGGUUACGACACCGCCAACGUGGAAUUUAUCGAGGAUGAUAAAAUCGACUGCGAGGGAGCCAGCAAAGACGGCCGGGUGCAUUUAAUACGAGAACUUCACGAGAAAGUACUGCUGAAAGCUAUCGACUGGCACCAGAGCCUCUCGGAGAAUAUCAAGUGCGAGAUAUUCAAAAGUUUCGGCAAGAUGCCCGAUCUGGAGGAAAACUGGGAGGACGUGGUGGAUGGACCGGCGUGGGCGUGGUGGAUUAUUGCGAUUCUGCCGUUAAGUCAGCAUUUAAAGGUCGACAUUCUGUCUACCACCAGUUUGGAGAAGCGGUUGCGAGCCAUCGACAAAACUCUGAACCUUGAAGAGUCAGCUCAGCAGAAACGGAAACGUUCCGUGUGCGUAGUUCGUUCCUCGCCAGCAUCUCCACCGCCAGUAAGCUGCUGUGACGGGCUGCAUUCGUCUGUUGCCGCUGCACAGCAUCAGCAGCAACAUCAAAACCAUCACAAUAACCACCACCACAACCAUCAUCAUCAACAACAACAAUGCCAAGCAAUUGACUGUUGCUUACGAGAAAGAACUACCUCAACAGAUCAUCAUCACCAUCAUCAUGAGGAUGACGAUCACCACCACCAUCACGAUCAUCAUCAUAAUCAUCAUCAUGACCACCAUCCAGAUAGUGAUAGAAACAGUUCCGGGGAUCACCAUCAUCAUCAUCAUCAUCAUCACCAUGACCAUCUCAAUCAAUCGGUGGAAGCGGCGGAAUAUUUGUUGUAAAACCGCCCCAUCUCUAUUCGGUCCAGAACAAGAGCACACUCACAAAACACUAAACACUAGGCACUAGCGCACUAAACAAAACAAACAAACAAACAAAAAUAAUCAUAUGUAAAGCAACUGAAUGGUUCUCUUCUUUGAAAAUGUACAACAUUCGUACUCUCGUGGAUCAAACAGUAAACCAAUUUAUGACCGUGUAACCUAAAAGCCAUAGAUUAAUAUGAUAAACAAAAACCGUAACCUGUAAGGAAAACAAACACAACAACAACAACAACAAGAACAACAACCUUUCCUAGUAAACUCUAUUUUUCAUCGAUUUAUGAUAAUGGCUACCAAUAACCUAAGCAAACAAAAAGCGCACUAACUUGGAGGAGUCAAACGAAUCAGAUCGAGGUUAGAACUGUUCCACUAAAUUGAAAAAAAUUCAAAUUCCAUCUUUGCCAUGCCUCUCAUAUAUAACACAAGCAAAGCUUUGAUCAUCCUAAAAAUUUUGAGCUUAAAUCCAUCACACUCGAGUUUCAAAGUAUUUCAAAUUUUCCCGUUUCUGCUCUAUAUCUAUACUCAGCCAGUACUAUUUAACCUGUUCUUUAAAAUUGAAAAAAAAAAACAAAAGUGUAUUCCAUUUUACUCUUGCACAUACACACAAAGUUUUCGUAUCGGCCUGAGGCGGCGAAAUUUUCCAAGAUAUUUUUUUUCUCGCUCUACUCUUCUUACUUCCGUUGUUUUUUUCUGUUGUGUUUUCGGUUGUGUUAAAUCAGCGUUUUUGGCAGCUCGCGGCAGGCUUUGAUCGGGUCAGUCCUACUAAUGUUUUUGUUCAGGCGGGAAAGAAACGGUAACGAAGAACGGCAACAAACCAACCAUGCGUUUCCAUAACGUUGUAAAUUAUGAUGACGGCAGGAAUUCACGCAUCCAAGCAAUGCUUUUUAUCUGAUUUGGAAAAUGUAAAAAAAAAAUAAGUUUUUUCGCUAUUGGCAAUAUGCUAAAUCAUUUCGGUUUUCAGAAACGGAAACUUUGCAACUAACGUUCUUGUUUUGGUUACUGUUUAAUGCUGUUGGAGCUAGACAAAAUCUUCAAGUUACAUUUUGUUGUAAAGCUUUUUUCCGAAACGGAUUUCGCAAGAGAUAUUGCAAUGCCGAAAUCUACAUGUCUUUUGGAGAAUUUUAUCUUCUUCACAGCUGAUUCUUAACGUACAAAACCAUUGCUUGGCUAGUACUGCUUGAAACUGUUUGAAAUUUCAAUUUCGUAAUAAACAACGACGUACAAGCAAUAUCGAAGUAUUUUAUUUGGCGAUGUGAUUUGGCAAUGAGAUUUUAUUUGUGUUUAAUAAUCCAAGUCGUUGAGUUACAAAAAUACGUGAUACAAUAUUGUAUUUACGCCGAAAUUGUAGAAUUUUAUAAACAAUGAAAUUCCAAUCGUAUGAAAACAUGCAAAAGAAUCGUCUGUUGCGGAAUAUUACUCCAUACAAAAUUACAAUAAUGUAAUUUUACGCAUCGUUUCGAACCAGUUUUUAUGCAUUCUUCAAGACGAAAUGGUGCAAGAUUUUUUUUUACUGUCUCUGUCAGGGCUUGCAAAUUGAAGCAACGAAUAUUAACAAAAGAGUUUCACCCUCUGUGCGAUUCACACACAUUCGUAUGUUAGGUAGAAUUCACAGCGCAACCCAAGCAAGGAGAGCUGCUUCGUUCGUGCAUUAGUUCAUGAAGAUGUGCGCCAGUUGAUGAGUAUGCUUCAUGGGGUUAGCAUUUGAUGAACGAUUCUUAUAUUGAAGAUGUUUAUGAGAAAACUAGAUUCAUAACUUUUAGUUCCGAUGAAUAUUAAUUGAAUAAACAUUGCUUUUUGUGUUUCUAGGAUAUAGACACAGUAUAAACUUACAAGAAACAAAUUGGUCAUUUUGAAAACGUUUUCAUUUUUUCAAAUGCAAAAUUUAUGCUAUACAAUGUUUGAAAUAUGUUUGAAAUAUGUUUGAAAUGUAAUCAAAUUGGGUCUUGGAGUACAAACGUUAUAUUCAAAAAUGAUUUCUGUAAAUCUAAACUAAAAAGACACCGUAAAUAUUGUCUGUAUGACCUUGCUUCGCAUCUUGUAGCACGCCGUGAAGCAAAGUUCUUCAUUCUCGUACAGUACAAACGAGAGUGAACCCUUCAUUUCAUUGCAUUGUCAUGGAUUGCUCAGUUCAUGUGUUAACUGAGACUGACAGCACAGGCAAUUUACCAAGCAAGCGAAUUGGUCUGCUCAGUAGCAUAUACUCUCACACAUCCAGUUUCUCUCUGAUAUAGAUCUCUCAUUCAGUUAUGUCAAGCAAAGUGUUCACAGCGGGUGUUUUUUUCUUGUUGCUUCGUUCGUUUGAGGAUUCACAAUACAAGUCCUAGUCUCUGUACUGUCCGUAUACCGGUUUGAUAUGUUUCUCGUUAGCUUGACGAAUGUAGUCGGACUUUAAUAUUGUAUUCAGAAAAUGUAAUACUGAUUGCGGGUUUGUUCAGUAAAUUUUUGGAAAAAAAUAUCAACUCUCGACCGUUUCAUUUGCCAAAUGUCCGCAUAUCAGUCCGGGGUAUCUUAAGCCUUUGGUCUUAAAACUUGAAUCCGGAAUUUUACACACUUAUAAAACAAAAUCGUGUAAAUUGACAUCUCUAUAGAUGCACAUGAAAGAAGCGUAGCAAUUCACUUCAAUUUACAAUUCAAAGCAUGUUGAAAUGAAAGAGUCUUAGUUAAUUUAGUUUAUGUUGACAUCGACGCAUUCACAAAACUCAUUUUUACAUGUACAUCUAUGAAGUAUGUAACUGUAAUAUAAUUCUAAGUCUUAAGGGGUUACGCCACUGUAGAAAAAAAGAGAAGGACUUUUUUGGGGAAUUAUUUUGGGAUCCAAAAAAAUGGAGUAAUCCGAAUUUUGUAUAAAUCACUUUUUAAUAUGUAUAUUUAAGUACAAAAAAUGAUCAGUUUUAAAAAUUUAAAAACAAAGUGGCGGCUUGGCGCCAUUUCCGCGAAAAGGCUGCAUUUUGACGACCGGAAAUUCAGCUCCCGCAAUUUUCGAUCUAGAACAAAAAAUAAAACAUUUUCUAAUUUCAUAUUACAGUGUGCAUAGAGGUACGUAGGAGUUUUUCAAUUAAUUGAUUUUCUGUAAAAUGGCAGCCCUUUGAAAAUAAAACCGCAUUUUUUCAUCACAAAAUUGUUCAUGAAAAAUAAUAUUCACUACAUAUUUUCAAAAACCCCUACGUACCUCUGUGGAGAAUAUUCUGUAAAAUGUUUGAAUCGAUUGGUCAAGAUUUACUUGACUUAUGUUUCCGGUCAGCUCAGAAAACGUGAUUCUGAGAUAAACGCGUUUAAAGUUCUCGGUGCUGUAAGAUCGUAUCUCAUACUCGAAAUUAAGACGUCUAAAAAUUUUUUCCCGCUUUUCAUCUUUUGGGAUAUUAUUUUUAAGAUCAUACAUGACCUUUUGCAAUGAAAAAAAAUUCCGAUUUUUUAAAAAUUCUACAGUGGUGUAACCCCUUAAGGUGUAAUUUACAAUCUUAGAAAAAAUGACCAAUGUUGCAAAACGCAAAAGCAGUUUCCUUCGCAGUCGUAGAGCGGAAAUUCAAAACAAAAAUAUCAGUUUGUUUGAAACAUGUUUCUAAACAAACUGAUGUUUUUUUCUUGUACAGUGGCGUAUCUAGAGGGGGGUGAAGGGAGCAUUCGCCCUGGGCGCAACGUUUUUAAGGGGGGCAGCAAACCAAUCAUUGGGAGCUCGUCCAAGUCAUCUUUCCGGAGAUGGAGUUCAGAUUUGUUUUUGUUUUUUGUUCACUAAACCAACGAUGGAGGCGGCAAAUCUCUUAUUUUGCCCCGGGCGCCGAAUUUCCUCGGUACGCCAGAUUCAUCAGCAGUAGCGGAGGAAACUGCUCUAUCGUUUUUUAACAACGGCUGUUUCCCUGAGGUUGUAAGUAGAACCUUAAAUCUUGUGUCUUGCUUCUUAAGUCAUGAUUCUUGGGUCGUUAGUUUUAUGGUUUGAGUCCUAAGUCUUGAGUUUUGUAUUAUGACUCUUAAUACUUCGGUCAAAAAAUCCCCUGACAAAGAAAACAACACAUUUUUUUUCAAAUUUUAAACAUACAAUUGUUCCAACAGAGUUCAAACAUUUCUACACCACUUUUAUACCACGACUUUUCUUUAGCCUCACAGAACAGUUCAGUUUCAGCGAUGACCUCAUCAUUCGAUGCAAAUCUCUUUUCCAACAGACUUCUUUUUCGAAAUCUGAGAGCUGAAAACAGUCGGUGGGGGCUAAAUCCGGCGAAUAUAGGGACUGGAGCAACUAUUCGAGUUUUAAGUUAUGGAAUUUUUGCAUCGUAACGAGCAACUUGUAACGCAGUAAAUAUGAUAAUGAUUCUGCAAACAAUUUUUUUUAUAUUCAAUUGUUCAUGACGAACUUCGAGCCAAAUCGUAUCCGCAGUUAGCAGCACUCUCAGAUUUGGAUGAAACUUUCUUGAUAUGUAGACUUUGUCACAAAAAGCUACUUUGCAUACUUUGUUUUUCCAAAACUGAACUAGAGUGUCUUUUGAAAAGGGACAAACAAACCAAUUAUUUUCAAAUAGUUUUAUCGAAAGAUGACAAAUUCUACCAAAAAGUUUCUUGUGAAGGUUUUCGGAACAACAGGCAGCCUCACUUGGACUUCAUCGGUGUUUGAAGGACCACAUUUAAAUUCAGCAUGCCAGUCGAUAAUGGUCGAUUUGUUUUUUUUUCCUUGAAAAACAUUGUUUCUAAUUUUACAAAAGUAGUGUCAUCAAAAGUAUCACGCUAAUGAGCUGAAUGUCAUGGCACUUUGACAGACGACAUCUGAAAGAUGUCACGCUAGAGGGAUUAUUCAUUAGUCAGUCUGUCAGAUCAGGGAUUUAUUGACCGACUUGUCAUGAAACUUAAAUUUUGAGUCUUUGGUAUUAAAUCUUAAGUCUUGUGCUCUAAGUCUAGAGUUUUGAGUCUUCGUUCAUGAAAUUUGGAGACUAGAAUAUUGAGUUUAGAGUAUUGCGUAUCAUGUCUUGAGUCUAGAGUCUUGUGUCUGGAGUUUCAAGUUUUAAGACAUGAAUCUUUGAGUCUCUUAAAUUUGGAGUCUAGAGUCUAAAGUUGUGUGUCGUUAUUCUUUAGCCUUGCAGUUUAAGUCUUGACGCUUGAAUUUCAAAUCUUCAGUUUUACGUUUUGAUGCUUGUGUCAAGUUUGAAAGACGAAUCAAAAACCUUGAGGUUUGAGUUCCAUGUCUUGAAACCUGAGUUUCGAGUCUAAAAUCUGGAUUUAUGCUUCGUUUAUUUUGAGUAUUGAGACUUUAUGGUUUACUCUUGUGACUUGAGGCGUUAAUUUUAAGUUUUGAUCAUUGAGUCUUGAUUUUUAGGUUUUGCGGUUUGAAUAAUGAGUUUUGAUGCUUGUGUCCUAAGUUCAAGUUUUGAGCCUUGAAUCAUGAGUCUUUAGAAUUAAGUUUUGAACCUUGAGUCUUGAUUCUCAAGUUUUGAGUCUUGAUGCUUGUGUCUCAAGUGUAAAGUGUCAAAAUUGAAUCAUGUCUAAAGUCUUGAAUCUUGUGUUUCGAGUCUAAAGUCAGGAGUUAUGCUUCGUUAAUCUGGAGUUUUGAUUCAUAAGUUUUGCGUCUUGAAUCGUGACUCUUGUCGUUUGAACUUUGAAUGUUGAAUUUUGAGUUGAGUUUUGAGGCUUGUGUCUCGAAUCUUGAGUCUCAAGUUUUUCGACUUGAAUCAUGGGUCUUAACAGGAAAUUUACAAUCUUUGGAAAACGGCCAUUCGUAUUCGGGUGGUUUUCAUAAUACACUGAGGUCUUUUUUUAUGCGGUCUUUUUUAUGCGGUUUUUUUACGCGACUUUUUUUAUGCGAAUUUUCAGAGUUAUGCGGGUUUUUUUAUGCGAAGUUUCAGAGUUAUGCGGUUUUUUUUAUGCGAAUUUUCAGAGUUAUGCAGUUUUUUUAUGCGAAUUUUCAGAGUUAUGCGGUUUAUUUUUAUGCGGUACGUAAAUUCGCAUAAAAAAAGACUUCAGUGUAAAGGGGAGACCGGGGCUAAAUCGGACAUUUUUGGAAAUUGAAAAAAACAUCAAUUAAAAUUGGGGUUUUCCUAGUCUCUAAGCGCAUUUACAAAGUCAAUCCAUGAAUCGAAUUAAUUGCAGGUUUAUAAGAUAUAUAAGCUUUCCGGUGCAACCACGUUUCCGGUCUAGUCGUGUGUUGAGCUAUCGUUCUUGAUUCUUGAAUGUUGUCUCUAGAGAAACGAUUGUCGAAGGUUCAGAAUUGGAUGGCAGUUUCGGUAGUAUCUCUCAUAUCCUGCAUUGAUUUUAUCUCAUCCAAAGAACGUAAUUCGAUGAUAAUUGGCACAUUUCAAUGAAUAAAUUAGUUUUUCGGACUAGAAUACCAUUUAUAUCAACACAAGUGAGCAGUUUGUUGAAGUACAAAUCGUGGUGAAUAUUAUGAUUCCUCAAAAACAAUUCCAAACUUUCGCAUCGAUUCGUCAUCUUCUUCUUCACUUCUGGAUGGCGUCAGCUCACUUGAGAUGACACCGAUUGAUGGCACAGCAAGUUGGGCUAUAUUGACAGUUAAUUUUCGUUUAUAGUCGAUAGACUUUCUUUUCACUGAACUGCAAAUGCAAACCUCGCCGCGUGACAACGUGGAGUCGCAAAAGUACGGAUGAGAAUCCUUUCUUUCUCGCGAAAUACUCAAAUUGUCACCGCACUAACAUGAUACAACGUGUUCACUCGUUGAAGGUUUCACCGGAAGUCGAUUGAUUCGCCUUAUGUCGUUUUCGCUUGAGGAAACUGAAACUGCCCAGGGUAGUUUCGUCAAACAAACACUUUUCACGAAACUGGGUUGGGUUCGCACUCAGCAACGGGGGUUUGAGCAAACCUGAUAUACAAAUCAGGUUAGAAACUGACUCGAUUUUCAGUUCAACAACGUUGAAAUUAGGUUCGAAACUAGCUUCAAUCAAACGGUUUGACAGUAGUUAGAGUGGAAACUGGGUUAGGUUUGGCAUCAAGCGAAAACGACAUUAAUAUAAUAAAAUGAACGAAUCAUUCACUAGAAUGUCAAAAAAUACUAAUCUGACGCAACAAAAAAAGCCUCGUUAUUUUAUUUCUACCAAAACUAGAACUUUGUUCCACGGGUUGAUGAGAUGGACGAAUCCCAAAUCUCAAACCACUCGACCGAUUUGGUUUAUAGGUUGGUAUUAAAAAUGUGCAUUGCAUACUGAUAGGCGAAAUUUUGUUUUCUGAUUAUGACUAAGGUUCAAUUACUUAUGAUAGCUAUGUCAUCAGUUAUACUAGAGUACCUAAAACCAGAGUGACGACAUCUCAUGCGUAAUGUUGACAACAGUUCAAAAUAUUGGCAGUUUCGUUAGUUAGUUUAUAUUGUAUGUGACAGGUCGUUUGCUCAUUUGGAACGAUACUGUCGAAAAUGUAACUUCCAAACAAACAGGUAUCGUCGCUUUGGUUUAAGGCACUCUAAGCUAUUCUAGUGCAUUCGAUGCAUUGUUACAUUUUGACAUUGUAAAUCAUCUAGUAACAAUACUUAGUACAAUACUCUUAAAUUACAAAACUAAUAUGAACAAUCCUUAAAUUCGAUAAACAUUUGUUUUUAAGGAUUUUUUUGUCACCGUAUUGCUUUUGACAACAUGAAAGUACAGAACAAGUUCCGCGUGAACUUUCUCGCUGCUUAAAAAAAAAACACGUGUGUUUUUGACAGCUGGGAAGUACAGAACAAGUUCUGUGUGAACUUUUUCGCUGCAUAGAAGCUGAGCAUGGUAUUCUAGAAAUUGCUUGGAAGUUCGAUCGGUUACAUCGCGCGAGUUUCCAUGUGUGGAAAAUGACCUUCUUAGAAUACUUUUCAUAAACUUUGUAAACUGCUUACUUCAGCCAAAUUAGUCACCUUUAUCCGAUUUUAUUUGACCUCUAUAAUCGGAAUGAAACAAAAACUUUGCAUGUGUUAGCACAACUUUAUUGAACAAUAUGAUUGCCGUUUAGAAGUUUCAGCACAUUCAACUAAACCGAAAAAGAAACAUUUCUGUCCUAAUCAAAGCCACCGAGAAACACAAACGCUGACAGCAGAACUGCUUGUAAAUGUCACAGUAAGCAUGAACCAGUUAGCCAAACAGAAAGAAAACUAAACUCCAAACAAAACAAAAAAUACACUAGUUCAAGAACAGCCACAACACUCGAAAAAGCAAAAGUAUGCAAGGGUGCGGUGAUCGUGACGACAAUCUUUCCGUAAAACUUUAAAUCCGUAUAAACCAACCCUUGGGUUUGACCAAUCCAAUCCAAUCACAAAACAACCCUCGUUUACUUCAGUCUUCGGUCGGGAGGAAGCGAACAAUCAAACCAAUGAAUCAUAGCAAACAUUAGGGAACAUAACAAUGUUUUAGCUCGAAUGGUCGAUGAAAGGUGAAGAAAAUAGAACAUCCUUUUUCAAAGGUACAAUCACAACCAAGGUUCGUUUAAGGUUAAACGUUUUCGGUUUAGGUAAAGAAAAAAAAACGAGUUGAUGGAAUAACUAGGAAUGUUGUGUGAAACUAAAAUAAUACAGCUGUAAUUGGAAUUUCUAGAUUUAUGUAGCAUUUGAUUUCGAUACAAAAGUUUAGUGUUUUCAGAUCCACAACGGUUAAGAGCGUUAGAGCAGUAUUCACAAUUUUUAAAGUACACUAUUUUUUUUAGUUUCAUUUUGUUGGCAAGAAGAAGUCUCAUCGUAGCUUAUUAAAACUAUUAUUAUUUUGGGUACAAAUUUAGUUACGAAGUGAAGGAUGCGAAGACAAAAAAAUGCGGUCUCAAUACGGUCUGGAUAAAAAAUGAGGAUUCAAUCACUGAAAGCUACAAUAGAUUUUAGGAAAUCAAAAGGAUCUGAAUGACAGUAGAGUUUGAAAAUCAGAAAGAAACUGUUCCUCGGAGUAAUGUGAAAGUGUACUGAACAACUGAUUUCCACACGUUAGCUAAAAUUCAAAUGCAGUAGCUCUUAGCAUGCGUCUAAACUAUUAGUAGUAGUGAACAGAGAGAGAUUCACAAUUUUUAUUUUGUCACGCAAAGAAUUUUCGGCACAGAAUCUUAGCAGUUGAACCAAAUUUGUACAUGCAGAAGUACGGCUAAUUAAAUUUGUUACAGACUACAGAGCAUUUAUCGGUAAAAUGUUUUGUAUACAAAUCGAUUUAAUUACUUCAAGCUUACGACCUAUAGUCUUCACGAAGAGGAGCUAAAACCAAUUCGUGUGCCAAAAUAUCGAUUUACUGCCAGAGACGGGUUGAUCCAAAUUUGUUUUAUAACUAACUGAUUGAAUGGUAGCUUAUGUGAUUGCUUCAUAAAAAUAAAAUUGAGGAUUGUUCAACAACUCCUAGGCUUUUCUUAGCUCUCAACAACCUAAUAGAUUUCCAAAUGAUCAGAAUCGCC